Molecule: messenger RNA, 1182 nt
Organism: Saimiri boliviensis boliviensis (Bolivian squirrel monkey)
Lineage: Eukaryota; Metazoa; Chordata; Mammalia; Primates; Cebidae
Source: RefSeq, a predicted model, not a curated record
AUGAACAUUAAACCUGGAGAAAUGAGGAGCGGCGGUAGAUCAGUUUGGAACGCAUCUUCAGGGGAUGCUGAAACAACAGCAGCAUUUGGUUUUCUCUACAAGCCUUUCAUCCUUUCCCCCCAAGCCCAGGAAGUUGUCACGGGUGAGCCUAGUACAGACAUUCUACAAACAGCUAUAGACAUGAAACAGCCAACUUCAAGCACCAAGAUGAAAAGUAUAUCCAACAGCAAAAAAAGUGACAAGAUGCUGGAGACACUGAACGGAGCUUUAGCCUCUGAACAAAGUUUGAAGAAGACCAAAAAAUCACAAUAUCCAACAAUAUUAGUGUUUUACUACAGGAAGGAAAAGAAAACGAAUACAAAUCAAAUGGAGAAUGACCUGUCCCAAGACAAAUCCAUCGAUCCAAUCCAGGACGAGGAGGAAAAAGACCUAGACCCAUGGGAAGGAUCUUCACAGAAGGACGAAGACCUGGAUUCAUGGGAAGGAUAUUCACAAGAGGAUGAAGACCUAGAUGACUCAGCUGAUGGAUGUUCACAGGAGGCAGAAGACCUAGGCUCAUUUGAAGGAUCUUCACAGAAGGACGAAGACCUCAACUCAUGUGAAGGAUAUUCACAAAAGGACGAAGACCUCGACCCAUGGGAAGGAUCUUCACAGAAGGACGAAGAUCUCGACUCAUGUGAAGGAUCUUCACAGAAGGAUGAAGACCUCGACUCAUGUGAAGAAUCUUCACAGAGGGACGAAGACCUCGACCCAUGGGAAGGAUCUUCACAGAAGGACGAAGACGUCGACCCAUGGGAAGGAUCUUCACAGAAGGAUGAAGACCUCGACUCAUGGGAAGGAUCUUCACAGAAGGAUGAAGACCUCGACCCAUGGGAAGGAUCUUCACAGAAGGACGAAGACAUCGACUCAUGUGAAGGAUAUUCACAGAAGGAUGAAGACCUCGACUCAUGGGAAGGAUCUUCACAGAAGGACGAAGACCUCGACCCAUGGGAAGGAUAUUCACAGAAGGACGAAGACCUCAACUCAUGGGAAGGAUCUUCACAGAAGGACGAAGAUCUCGACUCAUGUGAAGGAUCUUCACAGAAGGACGAAGACCUUGACUCAUGUGAAGGAUCUUCACAGAAGGAUGAAGACCUCGACUCAUGGGAAGGAUGUUCACGGAAGUACAAAGACCUCAACUAA